AUGGAGUUGGGGUUAGGAGGCGCCGAAGAGAAAACUCCGGUGACGAAGCAACGCAUGUUCUUCGCGGGAACCAUGGAGAAGGUUAAGGGGAACGCCAUCGGUUCGGUGAAGAUGGUGAAGAAGAUAGGGGAAGAUGAUCCGAGGAGGAUACUCCAUUCCCUAAAAGUGGGUCUGGCCCUCACUGUGGUGUCCCUCUUCUACUACGUCAACCCCCUGUACGAAAGCUUUGGGGUGAACGCUAUGUGGGCUAUACUCACUGUUGUCGUGGUCAUGGAAUAUACAGUGGGUAGGUUGACCAUACAGUGCUUCGGAGAAUGUCCUAGCUGGUCAUCCCUUUCCGUCAAGAAUUGUGGGCUUGGGCUCUCCGAGUCGGUCAUGGGUCGUUAUUUAAUAUUAAAUAUGUUUUUACAGGCGCAACAUUGAGUAAGGGCUUGAACAGAGCCUUCGGGACGUUGGUAGCAGGUGCACUCGGCCUUGGCGCUCACUACCUGGCAGACCUCUCCGGACCCAAAGGAGAGCCCAUCAUUCUUGGCCUGUUGGUUUUCAUCCUGGGUAAGAAAUCACAUACAUAUCCGAUUCACAUUUACAAUUUGGUCUACGGAACGAGUGAUCUGUAUCUUCUCUAAGUUGACUCAGUGAGUUCAUUCUUCCUGGGCAGCUGCGGCAGCGACUUUCUCGCGGUUUAUACCGGAGAUUAAAGCGAGAUUCGACUAUGGGGCCAUGAUAUUCAUACUGACGUUCAGCCUGGUGGCGAUCUCGAGCUACCGUGUGGACGAACUGAUAGCGCUGGCUCACCAGAGGUUGGCCACCAUCGCCAUUGGUGGUGUCACCUGCAUGUUCAUAUCCAUCUUCCUCUUCCCUGUCUGGGCUGGCGAGGAUCUCCACAAGCUGGCCGCUAACAAUCUCGAUAAGCUCGCCGCUUAUUUGGAAGGUACCCCUCGAACAUGAUCCGCACAGGCCAGCUGAUCACAGCAUGAAUCCCAGCGGUCCCCUUGAUUAAAUUAUGUCUAACAGUUCGAGGAACCUUGCAGGACUGGCUGUAGAACACUUUGGGGCGAAGGCGGGGCCUGGUAACGGUCCCGGAGUGGUCACCAAACCCUUCUUACAAGCUCACAAAGCCGUGCUGAAUUCGAAGGUCAUUGAGGAGACAUUGGUGAGCUCAGCACUCUUUCCCAUAUCUACCGAUAUGAUAAAUAGUCGACUGUUAAGGUUGACUUUUUUUCGAGAUAAACCUGCAUAAAUUAAAUACAUUAACCAACAACAUCUGAAAAUUUGGAAAACCAUGAAAAUAUGUUGUGGCUUUGACUGCUAUUCCCCGUUACUCUGGUCAACGGGAAGCCACCUACUGAAAACUGAAGCUGACUCCAACAUAAUUUCGUCAGCCUCGGAAGGCACCAAGCGUGAAAGUCAUCCGAAAGGGGUGGCAACACGUGUAAGGCUUUCGGUUUUGUAUUUGUGCGAUCGUCAUCGGCGCAUUUUUGGGUCCAUAGCCUCACCGGCCACCAUACCUUCAACAGGAAUACAAAUUUAAUUUUAAUAUAGUUAAAGAAGUAUGAAUAGGUCAAUGACGUCCGCGCAUUCAAAGAAUGAAUAUGUGAUUUAGUUCAUUUGUUUUCAGGUCAUUUUGGUCAAUACAACCAGAUCAAUGCUUUAAUAUGUAGUUAACUGACGUGUUCACCAUCGCGCAAAUUCCUUGUAUGCCAAGCUCACGGCCACCUCUCAAUUCCUCGCAGGCAAACCUUGCACGGUGGGAGCCAGGCCACAGCCGUUUCGGGUUCAGGCACCCAUGGAAACAAUACCUCAAGGUCGGCGCCCACGCCCGCCAGUGCGCUUACUACAUCGAGGCACUCAACGCCCACUUCGCAAGAUUAGGGGAACGUCAUGUCUCCCAAGAGAUGCAUGGGGAGAUCCGGAAUGCCUGCAUGGAGAUGUGCUCUGUGUCUGCAAAACUCUUGAAGGAGAUGGCCGCGUGCGUCCGAAAAAAUACCCAACCGUCAGCCCCCGCCCACGGGCACGCGGUGGCCGUCGGGGCCGCCGUAGACGACAUGAAGAACGCGGUAAGAGAGAACGGGGAUGCUCUCGAUGUGAUUCUGGUGGCUCCCGUGGUGUCCCUCCUGUCUGAGAUCGUCACCUGCACGAUGAACGUCGCAAAGUCCGUGGAAGAGCUGGCCCGCCUCGCAGAGUUCCGGAGGAUCGACGAAGUCCAUCACCAUAGAUCGACCGUUCAGCCGAUAACCGAGCCUGAGGACGCUCGUCAUGUGAUCAAUGUCGGAGAGUAA
This is a messenger RNA of Spirodela intermedia, 2279 nucleotides long. The record is from the annotation of a GenBank genome assembly. Lineage: Eukaryota; Viridiplantae; Streptophyta; Magnoliopsida; Alismatales; Araceae.